GUGUUAACAACAAGUCUCGAUAAUCCAGACGAACAUAAACACGUGGAUGCUUUUUGUCUUGUCUUAUGAGUUCGAUAACUUGCCAAAAGGAAAACGUUUAUAAAUAUAUAAUUUAUGAUAUCACCAGAACUUUGGACCGUGGAUUUGUGACCAUAAUUCCCAAGAAUACUUUGGUUUAAAUAUUUGAUAGUGAUGGAAAAUACCGGUGAUAAGGAACAUCCAAGAAAUUUAAUUCCAGAAUUAUGUCGUUCAUUUUAUGAUCUUGGUUGGGUAACAGGAACAGGAGGAGGGAUCAGUAUCAAAAAUAAUGAUGGAAUUUACAUAGCUCCUUCUGGUGUACAGAAAGAAAGAAUACAGCCAGAUGACCUUUUUGUUCAAACUAUGGAAGAAGAGGAUAUAUGUACUCCACCUCCAGCUAAAAAGUUAAAGAAGAGCCAGUGUACACCAUUGUUUAUGAAUGCUUAUACAAUGAGAAAUGCUGGAGCCGUUAUUCACACACAUUCCAAAGCUGCUGUAAUGGCAACCUUAUUAUACCCUGGUAAAGAAUUUAAAAUAACUCAUAUGGAAAUGAUAAAAGGAAUACGUAAAGAUACAUCUGGUGGUAAUUUACGAUAUGAUGAGAUGCUUGUUGUUCCAAUAAUAGAAAACACACCAGAAGAAAAAGAUUUAAAAAAAGCUAUGGCUGCAGCUAUGGAAGAUUAUCCAGAAACCUGUGCUAUUUUAGUCCGUAGACAUGGUGUCUAUGUUUGGGGUGAGACAUGGCAGAAAGCUAAAACUAUGUGUGAGUGCUAUGAUUAUUUGUUUGAUAUUGCUGUUCAGAUGAAACAAAGUAAUCUAGAUCCAACCAAAAUUCCCAAACCUGAGCCAGGGGCUUAUACAUCAAACUUAUCUUAAGUUCUAGACUAUACACACAUACUUACAUGCCAAAGACAUUGUCUUCUUAAAAUAGUAGCUUUGGUGGUUAAAGAUUAAUUGGUGUUGUUAUAUGCAUUUACCCAUGUAUGUGUUAAAAUGGGAUUAUAAAAAAUAUGUGUUUCAAAGGAAAAAGUAAAUAAAGAAGAUAUAAAAAGUA
Messenger RNA from Patella vulgata (common limpet), 1072 nucleotides. Its product is annotated as methylthioribulose-1-phosphate dehydratase. The transcript has 8 exons. Lineage: Eukaryota; Metazoa; Mollusca; Gastropoda; Patellidae. Bases 193 to 894 code for a protein of 233 amino acids. Gene Ontology annotation, molecular function: metal ion binding; methylthioribulose 1-phosphate dehydratase activity. Gene Ontology annotation, cellular component: cytoplasm. The record is from RefSeq and is a predicted model, not a curated record.